GGAGAGUUGCAUUCAGUAGUGUAGUGGCUGUUGUGUGAGGAGAAGAGAAGGGAAGGGGGUCACCCAGGAAUCCCUGGAAACGUCUCAAGAUGCUUCAUCCUCCUUAGUUGGCACGCGUGCAGCGCAACCACCACAAUGUGAUCUCCCUUUUUCCUCCCCUCAUUGCGCGCGUCGUCGUGUUUUCGCAGACAUCUGCCGAGGCUGCCGUGUUGCGCCACUCCAGUCUGUCGUCCAACUCUCCGCUGGAGAAAUCAUGCAGGAGGAGCGCUGAAGUUGCGCGGGGAGAAAAGGAGGAUUUUCGGUCCACUCGGGGGCGGCGGGGGGAGAAGAGCCAGGAACUCAGCCCGGCGGAGCCGCAUGACCAUCUCGGCCCAGCGCUCGGCUUGCUCUCCUCCACGCAGAGAUGCCAGUGCGCGCCGUCACCACCAGGUUCAUGUACAAGGGGCUGUGCACCAUCCCGGAUGUCCUUACCUACCGGACCCCUGUAAAUCUGCCUGAGGAUGAGCUGGAGGAAAUCCGAGAGGCGUUCAAAGUGUUCGACCGCGACGGGAACGGCUUCAUUUCCAAACAGGAGCUGGGAAUGGCCAUGCGCUCCCUGGGCUACAUGCCUAACGAGGUGGAGCUGGAAGUCAUCAUUCAGAGACUGGACAUGGACGGAGACGGUCAGGUGGACUUUGACGAGUUUGUCACAUUGCUCGGACCCAAGCUGUCCGCGGCCGGAAUGCCCGAUAAGUUCCACGGAGCAGAUUUUGAUUCUGUUUUUUGGAAGUGUGAUAUGCAGAAGCUGACGGUGGACGAGCUCAAGCGCCUUCUGUACGACACUUUCCGCGACCACCUCACCAUGAAGGACAUCGAGAACAUUAUCAUGACUGAGGAGAACCACCUCAACAGUCCCGAGUCGCACGUCGACAUCGACACGAGCCCUACACAACAGGAGAAGCACACGUGUGUGCGCAAAAGCCUGAUCUGUGCCUUCGCCAUCGCGUUCAUCAUCAGCGUCAUGCUCAUCGCGGCCAAUCAGAUGCUGCGGAGAGGAAUGAAGUAAUUCACUCGAUGACCAAAUAUUCCUCCUUCACAUUUUCACCAGCUCGUAGGACACGACCAAGGAAGUCGCAGUGAGUCAAGAGCAAUGAGAUGACGAUGUGCUUGCCAAAUAUGCAAGCCAUUUUUACUCACAGAAGUGAAGUAUUGUUUUCACAGAGUAUGUAUUGUGGUAAUUACCGGAGAAGAUUUGUAUUAAAAGCCCCCAUUGACGGCAAUAGACGUCUAAUUCCUUUUGACUGACCCAAUUCAAAUGAAUGGGAUGUCUAUCGCUGUCAAUGGAAGCCAAAGAGUUAAUAAUGUAACAAAUUCAGUUGUCUGUACAUGAUUUCAUUUUUUGUUUUGUUGAACACUGCUAGUUCCAGUUGUUUUGAAUACAUCACCCGCAGGGCAGGUUGGUAAGAGAGAGAGUUUGGUGCUGGAAUUCCCAGUAUGCCUUGCGGUAGCCUUUUCAUAAAUCUUGUCAAAUGUUUUAUUGCUUUUAUAUUUUGAAACCGUUUUUAGUUUUUUCUUAUCGCUUUGCAUGUUCACCUACCUCAUAAUUUACUAAUGUUCUUAACUUGUUCUGAACAUGCCUUGCAGUGGCCUUUUGUUUUGUUAUUGGGUGUUUUUAUUUAUAAAGGUGCUAUGAAAUUCCACAAGUUUUUAAGUGACUUUAAAAUGACAGCAGACCCUAUUUUGGACAUAAAUCCACAAAACAAUGUGACAGAAAAGUCUGAGUAAUGAAAUUAGAUCCGAAUUAGUCUUCCAAUCUCAGCUGUUUUGGCCCCACCCACUAAAAACUCUCCAAACAGAGGACGAUGUCACGCCUAGAAUGAGCUGCAGAUGUUUGCUUGCCU
Corythoichthys intestinalis (scribbled pipefish) is the source of this 1880-nucleotide messenger RNA. It is a transcript of the gene cabp7b, whose product is annotated as calcium binding protein 7b. Lineage: Eukaryota; Metazoa; Chordata; Actinopteri; Syngnathiformes; Syngnathidae. Gene Ontology annotation, molecular function: calcium ion binding. Bases 404 to 1045 code for a protein of 213 amino acids. The record is from RefSeq and is a predicted model, not a curated record. The transcript has 5 exons. Gene Ontology annotation, cellular component: trans-Golgi network membrane.